GCCCCGAGGACCAGGGUUGGGAGACACUGAUAUAAGUGACCAGGAGAAAAAAGGGGAAGUCUGUUCCCAGCAGGAAGCAACCAUCAACCAGCUGAGAGAGGAACUGGCAGAACAGGCUACAGAGAAAAAGGCUCCAGAAAAUUCCAUCCAAAUCAAAACUGAAGAAACCAGAAAAGAGCACCUGGAAGUAAAAGUAAUGCACACGGUCUCUGUUCAAACAGUUCACCAGGAGAGGAUCGCAGGAGAAGAAAAGAACGGCAAAGAAGAAGACGAUCGUCUUCUACGAGGACAGGAACUUCAUGGGACGUUCCUAUGAGUGCAGCAGCGACUUUGCCGACAUGUCCUCCUACCUGAGCAGGUGUCACUCCUGCAGGGUGGAGAGAGGCUGCUUCAUGGUCUACGACCGUCCCAACUACAUGGGUAACCAGUACUUCAUGAGGAGGGGCGAGUACGCCGACUACAUGAGCAUGUUUGGAAUGAGCGACUGCAUCAGGUCCUGCCGCAUGAUCCCCAUGUACCGUGGCUCCUACAGGAUGAGGAUCUACGAGAGGGAGAACUUCGGCGGCCAGAUGUACGAGAUGAUGGACGACUGCGACAACAUCAUGGACCGCUACCGCAUGAACAACUGCAUGUCCUGCCACGUGAUGGACGGCCACUGGCUGAUGUACGAGCAGCCCCACUACAGAGGCAGGAUGAUGUACAUGAGGCCCGGAGAGUACAGGAACUUCAUGAACAUGGGCUGGAGCGGCGCGAGGUUCAUGAGCAUGAGGCGCAUCAUGGACUCCUACUACUGAGCUCUGAGAAACAAUAAAGUCUAAUCUCUUUAAAAAACC
Oryzias melastigma (Indian medaka) is the source of this 833-nucleotide messenger RNA. RefSeq names its product gamma-crystallin M2. Gene Ontology annotation, molecular function: structural constituent of eye lens. The coding region runs from base 300 to 794 and encodes 164 amino acids. Gene Ontology annotation, biological process: visual perception; lens development in camera-type eye. Lineage: Eukaryota; Metazoa; Chordata; Actinopteri; Beloniformes; Adrianichthyidae. The transcript is spliced from 3 exons. The record is from RefSeq and is a predicted model, not a curated record.